AUGAGCAGCACUGUGACAAGGUGGGAACAUCAUCAUUCGCAAACCCCACCGCCACGGAAGAAAAGAACUAGCACGACCAACAUCCAGCUACCCUCUGCACAAUCGCCGCCUGUAACUGUCACUCUGACCGAUGUUAUAUUAUUCACGACGCACGAUACCACGACGAUCACAACGACGACACACGAUCUUUACACCAUUAAGACUGUACAGAACAGCAACGACAAUGAUGUGCCACACCAACUGCAUCAAUUACUGCCUGUGCUAGGUCUAUUCGCGGUGAUAGGGCUGCUCGCUGUGCUUGGCCUGCUUGGGUACAUGGCCUAUCGCUUUUAUCGAUCCAGCAACAACAGACGACGGUGCAAUAAUAAUAAUAAUAAUAAUAAUAGUAAUAUGGAAUGGCCCUCAUCGUCAGGGCGCGAGCCAAUGGAAUUUGAAAACUCGGCCAGUGACUUGAAGGCACAGUUUGCACCAGCAUCAUGGCCAGCUGUCAUGCAACAAGAGAAACGACCUCUUCGCUUAGAUUCGCCUGUUGAGAACAGCGAGCAGCCCAUAUCAUCCACGUUUGUGCCUAUCAACACAUCACCACUAACGCUGGUGCCGCGCAUGGAGGUCUGGGAAGAUCCGCAGCGGCGACGAGGCGUGGAUGAACUGGAUAUGUGGGAAAAGAAGCAGCAACAAAAGCAGCAGCAACAGUCAUUACAGGAGGACUCUCCACGAUCAUCAUCAGAGACUGUCCAAGCUGUUAGCACACAACCAGAGAGCCAUAUUGCCAUAGCGCGUAACGCUUUAGAAAGAACUCGAAUAGAGAACAGCAGUAGCCAAUGGCUAAGGCCCACAGGAAGCAGUCGAAGUCUUUAG
Zychaea mexicana is the source of this 858-nucleotide messenger RNA. RefSeq lists its product as uncharacterized. The record is from RefSeq and is a predicted model, not a curated record. The transcript has a single exon. The coding region runs from base 1 to 858 and encodes 285 amino acids. Lineage: Eukaryota; Fungi; Mucoromycota; Mucoromycetes; Mucorales; Lichtheimiaceae.